Messenger RNA from Gadus morhua (Atlantic cod), 4695 nucleotides. It is a transcript of the gene p2ry1, whose product is annotated as purinergic receptor P2Y1. Gene Ontology annotation, molecular function: G protein-coupled ATP receptor activity; G protein-coupled ADP receptor activity; A1 adenosine receptor binding. Lineage: Eukaryota; Metazoa; Chordata; Actinopteri; Gadiformes; Gadidae. The transcript is spliced from 2 exons. Bases 700 to 1758 code for a protein of 352 amino acids. Gene Ontology annotation, biological process: relaxation of muscle; phospholipase C-activating G protein-coupled receptor signaling pathway; platelet activation. The record is from RefSeq and is a predicted model, not a curated record. Gene Ontology annotation, cellular component: plasma membrane.
AUUACCGCAGUACCUAACGUGGAUCGCAGAUGACGCAUGCCUUGGCAAGCAGACACAGCCUACUGUCUGUAUGUGUGUGUCUGUGUGUGUAUGUGUGUGCUCACAAACGUCUACGUUGCCUCUCGUGCGUGAGUGUGAGAGAGAGUGUGCGUGUGUGUGUUUGUGGGAGGGGUUCACAGAAGGAAAGUGCAGCAAAUCCUGUCAUUUUCUGGAGUAAUGGUAGUAGGUCAGAACGGUUGAGGACCCAGCGAGCGAGCAGGAAGGAGGAAGGAAAAGGAAAGGAAAGGAGAGCGCUGGGUCUUGGAAUGGGACGCGCUCCAGGAGAUCUCGUUGGCGCGCAGUUCCCCUUUCCUCGGUUCGUCCAGUGCUCCGCGGAGCCCCUCUCUACAAGUCCUGUUCCCAUGCCAGAGCACGCAGCUGUCUAUCUGUCUCUCUCUACUACUGCUGUUGUGAGGAAAUGUCUUCCGUGACGAAUGGCAUAUACUUUUCUCCUUUUGAAGUGUAAGCGCACAACCCUGGACGCGGGUGAACUUUUAAUGGACAGAUCGACAACGUUUCCGACCUGCGGGACAGAGAAUACACCUGACGGUUUGGUGAACGAAAUCACUGCAAACCGGGACGUUUAGGUUAUUAGGAAUGUGGAAAACAAGUCCGGGUCAACGGUGGUGAAUCAACCGUCAGUUCCCCCCGACUCCAACCAUGACCACUGGCCUGAACCUGACUUCCCUGCUGAACGUCACCGAGCUACACAACCAAAGCCGAGGAUGUUCCCUGACCAAGAGCUUCCAGUUCUACUACCUGCCCACCGUCUACAUCAUGGUGUUCCUGACGGGGCUGGUGGGCAACAGCCUGGCUAUCUGGAUGUUCGUGUGCCACAUGCGCCCCUGGAGUAGCAUCUCCGUGUACAUGUUCAACCUGGCGCUGGCCGACUUCUGCUACGUGCUCUCGCUGCCCUUCCUCAUCUUCUACUACUUCAACAAGACCGACUGGAUCUUCGGCGACGUCAUGUGCCGCCUGCAGCGCUUCAUCUUCCACGUCAACCUGUACGGCAGCAUCCUCUUUCUCACCUGCAUCAGCGUGCACCGCUACAGCGGCGUGGUGCACCCGCUCAAGUCCCUGGGCCGGCUCAAGAAAAAGAACGCCGUGAUCAACAGCGCCCUGGUGUGGGUGGUGGUGAUCGUGGGCAUCUCGCCCAUCCUGUACUACUCCCGGACGGGGCCGAAGCGCAACGCCACCACCUGCUACGAUACCACCACGGAAGACGAGCUGCCGGGCUACUUCAUCUACAGCAUGUGCAUGACUGUGUUCGGCUUCUGCAUCCCCUUCCUCAUCAUCCUCGGCUGCUACGGCAUGAUCGCCAAGGCGCUGAUCAGCAACGACAUGAACAACGCGCCGUUGCGCCGCAAGUCCAUCCACCUGGUGAUCAUCGUGCUGGCCGUGUUUGCCAUCUCCUACCUGCCCUUCCACGUCAUGAAGAACCUCAACAUGAGGGCCAGGCUGUACUUCCAGAGCCCCGAUAUGUGCGACUUUAACAACCGGGUGUACGCCACCUACCAGGUGACGCGCGGCCUGGCCAGCCUCAACAGCUGCGUGGACCCCAUCCUGUACUUCCUGGCCGGGGACACCUUCCGGAGGAAGCUGUCGCGCGCCACCAAGAAGAACUCCAGGAAGGGCGACGGCCAGCCACACUCCAAGAGCGAAGAGACGGCACUCAACAGCCUGGCGGAGCAUGGGGAGAACGGGGACAGGAGGCUCUGACCUGGGCCAAGACAUAAGCCAGGACCUGGGCCCGGACAUAGGCUGGGACAUGGACUCUGAACUGGGGUCUGACCUGGGCCGGACAUGGGCCUGGACAUAGGCUAGGACCUGGGCUAGGAAAUGGGCCCGGACCUGGUCUGGGACAUGGGCUAGGACGUGGGCCUAGACUUUGGCCUGGACUUGGGCCCCUGACUUUGGCACUGACCUAGGCUUGGACCUAGGCCUGGACCUGGGGCUGGACUUUGGCCUGGACAUUGGCCCGUAAGAGGGCCAGGACCUGGGCUCUGAACUAGGCCCGGACCUGGGAGCUGACCUAGGCCGGGACCCAUGGGCCCUGAUCUGGAUCCAGUCCUGGGCCUGAACAUAGUCUUGUGGGGUGUGUGUGUUUGCAACAUAUUAGGUCUGCAUAUUUGUGGCCUCCCGAUAUGCACAGUACUGUUGUGUAUGGUGCAGGCAACAGAUGUAUCUCUGUUGUGUGCGUGUGAACAGAUGAAUCUCACAUCCAGCUCUUGAUUUCUAUAGUUGCUAUCUAUGAUCUGUAAAAUGCACCUUGGGUUUUGUUAAAUAUUGUAUGAUUUUAGCAGAAAAAAUGGAUGUCAUUUUUCCGACGCAUCGAUGAUAAUGUUAGUGACGAUGUUUGAUUGACCAUUACUUGGGACAGCCUUCAGUUAUGUAUUUAUAAAUCUGUCCCCUUAAUACUUCUUAUCCUUACCAUACCAUUUCUAAUUCCCUUAUCCUCAAACAACCCCUAAAGACGUAUCCCAUUUUACCAUGACGAUUAUGCCGUCAUUACAUUAACCUUGACAAAAUCAUGAGCUUGAAGCAUUCCCAAAGUUUAAUCGUUGGAUAUUACUGCUAUUCAAAUACCUUUUGAGAAUAUCAGAAAAUUACCCAUUUUUCAUUCUGCUUCAAAUUUGACUUUCUAAGUGUGAUCAAGUUCCAUACUUAACAUACCUCAAACAGCGUUGCCAAGCAUCAGUGUUGCAGAUGUGCGGGGGAGGGCUGGAGGAGAGGGGGGGGGGGGGGGGGGUACAAUGCAUAGUUUCUAAAUAAUAAUUGAUCUAGCUGUUGAUUAAAACAGAUGUGUAAUUUGAUCCAGGAGUACAAACGGUCCUACUAUGAAGGAUUCUGCUGAUCAAAGCAAGAGGCCCAAAGGGAUUUGUUGUAUGUUCUGGACAAUAAUGUAAGUCUGGCCUCGAGUUAAGUUAAUCUUUCUGCCCUGCACUAAACCCAAUAUAUUCCUAAACAGAAGAAAGACGUAUAUUACCAACCAGAUGAAAGAUAGAAAGCGGUCUACCUAUUAAUCUUGAGUCCCUGCACUUCAUAAAAUCUGGGGUACGGUCAAACUACGGGCAAAACAUUUUGGAUAAUGGGACUUUUCAGAAAUCCGUAGGCAGCAGAACCGACUAUGGAAAAUGAAAAAUGUAACCUCUUCUUAUUUUAACACACGAUUUUAAACCUAUGGUUAACAUGCAUGUAACCUCCCCCUGGCGGCCUUAUAUUACACAUUACCUUUCCCUUGGGGAAAAAUAGAUGAAGGGGAAAAUUUUGAUACUCAAAAAAAUAUAGAAAGGUCAGCUGGUGGAGAGGGGGGAGGUGCUGGACCUGUAUCAACAUCUGCUUUCUAUUCUUAAGAAAUACAAGAUGAAAAUGUUCUAUGUUUUCGUAUAGGGUGUCAUACAAAAUGCUGUGGGAGCCAAUUCAUAUAAACUGGUUGGAUGCCCCCACAUUGAUUGAAUUGCCUGUGUAUAGAAACAUCACCUAGAGGCUAGAAGUGUUGAAACGAAUAAAGAAAAACAAAAAUAGCUAACAAUAGUCACUGACUUUCAGAUUGAUGAUAACCGUGUAUUUCCGUGCGUAAUUGUUUCAAAUGAAAGCAGCCUACUUUACAAAUACCUUCAUGUACUGUAAGCUUCGACCCGUCACUCUCCUCAGCAGGCCUUGUCCUGUCGUCUGUGGUUGUGCUGAAUCUGUUGGAGUUUAACCUCACUAUAACAGAAUGAAUGAUUAAUAGGUUGCCUGUUCCCUUGAUCCUCCGUUUAUUAACAUGAUGUGAUAAGGAGCCGCCAUGUGACGUGUCUCGCUGAAGAGACACAUUUGGUGUGAUCAAUAACUUCAAGGCAGGCAUGGGUUUAAUGGUGUGUGUGUUUGUGUGUGUGUGUGUGUGUGUGUGUGUGUGUGUGUGUGUGUGUGUGUGUGUGUGUGUGUGUGUGUGUGUGUGUGUGUGUGUGUGUGUGUGUGUGUGUGUGUGUGUGUGUCAGUGUGUACGGUACUGUACGCGGUGUCAGCAGGGAAAUGCAAUAGUCCACUGGUUCUCAAACUGUGGUAGGCCUACGCGAUGCGCUACGAGUGGUACGCAGAAGGAUUUUCCCAACAAAAGAAAAAAUAUACAUUUGGAGGUCCUCUUCUUCUCCAGUGUUCUAUUGAAUAGACCACUCGGAGGAGGAGGACCUCCAGACAUGGUAAUGCACUAUAGCCUUCUGCUGCGCCGUCAAACUCCUUUCCCGCUGAUUCCCUGUCUGUUACGGGAGGACACAAGUGGGGAACAGGGGAGGACUGGGCAGGAGUAACGCGGUAUGCCCGGUAUGACAGACCCUUUGAUGUAUGAUGUAUUGGUUAAAGUCAGCCUGCUAACACAAGAUGAUUCGUUCUUUGCUCCAGUGCCUCCAGUUGCUCAUGUAUUGUGCUACGAUGUCGCCGUAAUGUGUGGCCCCGAGGAAGUGAAGUGAAGUGAAAAAAUGAAAAUGUCCGGUAUAUAACACUGUAAUGAAUGUCUAAACGUGUUCUGUGCGUAACGUUGUGGCGUGGGAAACGUGUCCACGUGCAGUUGUUAUUGUUUUGUGUCGAGUUUCAGAGGCUCUGACUGAUUCUAGCUGUUGUUGCAUGAGUCCUCUGUCAGAGGCCAUUAAAGGAACUUUAACAGAUGUCUAACCACAA